Neltuma alba is the source of this 3099-nucleotide messenger RNA. RefSeq lists its product as uncharacterized. Bases 94 to 2682 code for a protein of 862 amino acids. NCBI's taxonomy places the organism in Eukaryota, Viridiplantae, Streptophyta, Magnoliopsida, Fabales, Fabaceae. The transcript is spliced from 4 exons. The record is from RefSeq and is a predicted model, not a curated record. Gene Ontology annotation, molecular function: DNA binding.
CUUCCUUGGUUCCCGAAUUUGUGCUUGAGAUUAGAGCAAAUCCGUCAUUUCAUCUAGUCUUCCUGCGGCAACUGCAGACGCCGGAGGGUGAUAAUGGCCACAGUCGCCACCACCGCUACAUCGUCAGCUCCGCCGCCACAAGCCCUAAAAUUGGAGUCCCUUCCUCGAAUAGACACCACCACCCUUUCCCAGUCUGAGCUCCAUGCGCUCUCUCUCUGCUCACUCUCCGCCUUCGACCUCCGUUCUACCAGCAACCUCGUUUUCCCCAAUGUCGACCGUUCACUCUUCAAUGAGAGCGCCGGGUCUCGCCGCCAGACCUACUCCCGACCACGCAAACCCCUUUCCCCUUCCGACUCCCCCACCGGCCACCGUCGACGCGUCGCUGGUCUUCUUCCAACCCCAAAGCUCCCGCCUGUCCCCGAUGACGACCCGGAAAACCUAGAGAAACGCAAGAUUAUAGAUUAUUUGAAGCAAAUGAUAAGGGAAGACCCUAAAUUCGAUCAAGUUGAGCUGGCCCCGCCUUCUGUUACCCACGAAGUUGUGCCGAAUCCUGAGUUAAGGGUCGGGAUGGUGGAGAGCGAGGAUAUGGGGCUCGUGAGGAAAAGGAAGAGGGGGAGGAAGCCCAAAGUGAAGGUGCAUUUGAAGGAGUGCUAUAGAGAGAUGGAUAUUGUGAAUAAGGGUGGUGUCGCGAUUGAUCUUUCUGCUUUGGCGAAUACGGAGGAUCCAUUUUCUGAGGAGUUGAGGAGAAGGACUGAGGGGUUGCAGAGUGAAGAAGAGCUAUUGGGGUUUUUGAGGGAUUUAGGGGGACAAUGGGGUAGUAGGAGGAAGAAGAGGAAGAUUGUGGAAGCCGAAGACUUCGGUGAUGUACUGCCGGUUGGUUGGAAGCUUCUACUGGGUUUGAAGAGAAAAGAUGGUCGCGCGUGGAUUUAUUGCCGCAGAUACAUCAGUCCUAGCGGAGAACAAUUUGUAUCUUGCAAAGAAGUUUCUUCAUAUCUUCAGUCCCUUUUUGGUCACAAUGAUGCCCAGUUACCAAUCAGCCGUAGAGGUGAAAAUAUGCUGAUGGACCAUGGGGUGACUACUAAAAGUUUUGCAGGUGUUACCCAUGAGGAGCAGGAUAAAAGGAUGAUCAUUGCAAAUGACUCAGCUCUACUCAGUUCUUCUGAAUGUAAUGAACGAUUGAAAGAAGUGGCCUUAGUGGGAAUUGAGAAUCUUGCAGACGUGCAAAUACAUGACCUGUUUGAAUGUCACAAAUGUAGCAUGACAUUUGAUGAGAAGGAUUCAUACUUGCAGCACCUUUUGUCUUUUCACCAAAGGACAACCAGGCGAUAUCGGCUUGGUUCUUCUGUUGGAGAUGGAGUUAUAAUCAAAGAUGGAAAAUUUGAGUGCCAGUUCUGCCAUAAGGUGUUUCUUGAAAGACGUCGCUACAAUGGACAUGUGGGGAUCCAUGUCAGGAACUAUGUGAGGAAAGUUGAAGAGUCACCAGGUCAGGUAAAUGUUCAAAGGAGAGAUAAGUCUCCAAUCAAGGAGGAUUUGCCUUCAAGGAUCUCUAAGAUGGAUGCGCUAAUUGAAAUUGCUCAGAACUCUAUUAUGGAGACUUCUGCAAUCGAACCCCUUGGUAAUCAUGCUUCCUCUCCUGAUAAACUGAAUGGAAUUACUACUACAGAAAUUGCUGUUGGUAACUUAGAUCAUGACAAAAUUGUUGAGUCUCCUCUCAGCGAACACCAAAUGGAAGAUAGCAUCAAUGACAAAAAUGUGGAUCGCAACUUGAAUCACCAAGGUUGUAAACUUGCAGUCAUGAAUGAAGAAGUAGAGAAAACUGAUGGUGAUGACGAAGUUAUAGAUUCUAAGAUGGAGACCUGUGAGGAUCCCAUUGGUUUGUCAACUGUAAAUGAGCAAAAUGUUGAUGCACUUGAGAAUUCAAAGACAAAAGAUGAUGUAGUGUUGACUUUUGAUGGUUUGGAUCAGUCGUGUGUUGAUUUAGAAGGAGUUUCACAAAGCCCUCUACUUCCUUUAUCUGGCAAUGGUAUAACCCAUGAAGUUGAAAACAAUCGAAAUUCUGGUGGCACUAUUACUGUGGAGCAACUUAACCACGAUGUAGAUGGUAGAAGUAAGAAUGAGUUCAAAGUUGACUUAGAUGGCACAAAAGACGUAUCUGUUAUGCCUAAAACCCAAGAGACAACAUUGGCAACUUCUGAAGAGAAUACAGUGUCAUCUGAGGUUCCAACCCCAUCUACGUCCGUGAUACAAUCUUUGGAUUGCUUAUCCCAUCUCACUGGACUCUCAGAUAAGGGGGAAAACCAAUAUUGCAGUGUUGACCACGAACAUGAUGACGUGAAUGGGUCCCAAGAAUUGAGGUUUGAUGAAACAGAAACUUCAAAGUGUGAUUUUGCAAAUAGUCAGCCUUCUCUUUCUCUGCCUCAGGUGCCAACGGUUUUGGCAAACAGCACACCGAUGGAAGAAGGGGCUUGUGCUUCCCCAGUACAGGUUGAAUCUCAAGAAACAGGAAGACCUCAGAUUACAACAUCGUGCGUAUGGUGUGGUAUAGAGUUUGGUUAUGAUGCUGUUGAUUCUGAAAUACAGCCAGAUUCUGUUGGAUUCAUGUGCCUGGCUUGUAAGGCCAAAAUAUCUGGUCAAAUCGAUGUGUUGGACCGUAGAUCACCCUUGAACUCUGACCAUAUUUGAUUCGGAUAUUUUUAUUCUAUGUACAGAGAUAUUUUAUAGGCAAGUAAUUACUGUGACUCUCUCUCUAUAUGCUCCUCCCUCUGAUCCUAUUUAUAAGGAUCUGCUUACUGCUUUAUGUUAGCUAUUAUUUAUAUUACUUUUCUCUUCCCCAGAUCCUAAACCUUCACCUUCUCAACCAAACAAAAAUGUUGUUGGUCUGUGAGUUCAUAAUCCUAACCUAUUAUGAAUAACGGAUGCAUGAGAAAGCUUCAGUUUGGUUUAUGAUCAAAGCUUCAAGAUUCCAAAGAAUUGCUUUUAGGGGUCUAAUUUAGAAUUUGUUGUAACAUAUAAAUAUGGUCAUUCUAUAACUUUCACAAGUAAUUCUGAUAUGCUUCUCAAUUUCAUGCAAUAAUCUACGACUUUGGGCAAGAUUUGUUA